AUGACUGGAUUUGAGGUAAUCGUGAUUGAGCAGGACAUCAAAGACAACCAUAAGAAUAAAGCAAACACGGAAAUUGAGAUCUCAGCACUAGUAAUAAUAUUGGAAAAUGAUAUUUUAGUUUUAAUUGAUGAUCCUGGACCCUAUAAUUAG
Messenger RNA from Funneliformis geosporum, 150 nucleotides. The record is from the annotation of a GenBank genome assembly. NCBI's taxonomy places the organism in Eukaryota, Fungi, Glomeromycota, Glomeromycetes, Glomerales, Glomeraceae.